AAAAAGUUUAGAACUUAUGUGUGGUCGUUUUUUCUUCUUUUCUUUACUUUUCAUGAAUCUUUCCUCGAAUAUCUUCAGUUUUAGCCCAUAUAAGUUUUGCUCUAGUGCAAAAUCGGAGAAAAGACGCAACUUUUUUAGUGUAACUCGAACAGCAACAGAAGAUGGAAAAGUCUCAAGGAAAGUUGGGAUUUUUUUCCGGUAACGGCGGCGGCAGCAUGAAAAAUCGUUGCAGUCAGUCAGCUAGCGGCUGUCUUAGCUGGUAGCAAACAGUUACGAAUGUUUCGACUCCGCGCAAUCGUGGGAAAUCCUACGAUUUUGUGGGUGUUUUUCGGUCUGCUUUCACCGUCUUUGUCGUCCUGCUGCCGCCGCUACGGGACGCUGCUGUCGUCGGUACCGGAGUCUGGACAUCCCCCGGGCUGUAACGGGACAUACCGGGCUCCAUCAGAGCUCACACCUCCGGCGUUUUACUCAGGGAAGCAUUGGAACUUUUGCACUGAGUGGGAUGGGCUGCGUGUCCAGAGAGGAUCAGGUGACUCCGGCCUGUCAGGUGCGGUGGGAUUCAGCGGAGCCCGGCUGUUUUCUGAAGAAGGGCCGCUCUCCUCUUCAGCCCCUCAUGGCUUCUGGGGACACUCGCUGUACUCGUCCCUCACCUUCAUGUCGAACGCGGUGCUCGUCAGAAACAGCAGGAACACUCUAACCAGACAAAGCCCUCAUCACAGCCUGCCUCAGGUCCAGAAUGUGGCCCGUCCGUCAUCCUUUUUGGUGAAAUUUAGGAAGUGUGCUCAGGUGAACCUGGAUGCGGCUCCUCCUCAGCUGACCUUCUACCUGCUGAUCCAUAACAUGGGUCCCGCGGGGGGCACCAACCUGUCUCAGGUGGCGAUCCGGGACUCGGUUUCAGGAAUAGUUCCCAUCAGAACUGAUGGCAGAGUGGUGGAAAGAGGCUUCCAGAUGUUUGCAAUCGAUUCCCUGAUGGCUGGAUCGUAUGUUGCUGUUAACUAUACUGCUUUUGUGAGAAGUCACAAGAGCGAAAUCCUCCAGCUACCUGCCUUCCUGACUUUCUCAAAUGCCUCCCAGAAUGACGUCUGUAUGUUUGGUCCUUUACAAGCCAAUCUGACGUUGAGGGUAAAUUCCACCGAUGCUAUUUCUCCCAACCAUCGAGUCCAUUUUGCUGGCUUUGCUGCUGGAUUCUUGGUGGCCUCGGCUCUUCUGUCGGUCGGCUUUCUGGCCAUGAACCUGGCAGGUCCCAACGCCGGACUGCGUCUGCUCCAGCAGAGAAGGAACAGAGGGGAUUCGGACCCUGAGUAUGCAGACUGCAGCAUGAGGGAAGCCAUCAAAGAUGAAGCCACAUUUGAAGACAACAUGGUGGAUGUCAUGGUGCUGGAAGAACCUCAGAACAUGUACCAGGCUUUGGAAAACGUUGAAAUGUCCACACUGCUGCGGGCCAGCAGCAACCUGGAGCUCAUUCGGAUUCAGAUCUACAAAGACGUGAUGUCCUGCUUGCUUGGCGGUCUGCAAUCUGAGCGCCGGACCAGCAUCCGGGCCCAGGAGAGGCUGCUCAGCGUGCUUCAUGGACAGCUGCUGGCCAUGGAGGGGCGCCUGAAGGAGGACCGCGGGGCCCGCAUGGCUGCCCUCGCUGGUCAUUGCAACCUGGAGACCCGGGAGGAAAUGGAAGCAGAGCAUCGGCGUGAAGCUGCAGAGAAGGCCCGGGCAGAGCGGCUCUGUCAGCACGCAGACCAGCAGGAGCUCCUCCGCUGCAGUGUCCUCCUGGAGAAGCUGCACAAGCUGAACCAGAGUCGGCUUCAGCGCACGCUCCUGGUGCGGCACGAAGAAGCCUCGGCCAAGGUCCAGCGGCAGAUCGUUGAGCGCAGACGGGUGGAGCUGCACAAGAUCUUCUCCGAGGAACUGGAAGAGGCCGUGAGGAUGGACGAGCUGGAGAAGAGCGCAGCAAAAAGUCUCCUGCACAAAUACUUCACCUGUCAGGAUGAGCUGGAGGAGGUCCUGGAUGUGGUCGUCGCCAACCAGCGCUACGUGCUGUCCGAGCGCAGCGCACAGAGGAGGUUCCUGGUGCACAGCCUCCACAGCCUCAACGGCCUGAUUUCAGACUCCUUCUCCACCUCCUCCAGGACCCUGGACAGCUGGUUUGCUCACGUCAGGAGGGGGAGUCUCAUUCCUGCCGAGCAUAUAGAGCCGCUGCAGGAGAAGGCCCAGAAGGAGCUUGUGAUGGUCCGACAGAGGCUGGAUGAAACGCUGAACCAGGAGAGGAGAGCCAUGCGCUGUGAACUGAUCAAGAAGAGGAGAGAGCUCAUCUCUGACAUGGUGACGCUGCACAAACAGAGACAGAGGGAUUUGUCGAGCGCGUGCCGAGACCAGGAGGAAAAAGUGGACGUAGGACAGCAUCUACGCUGCUGGCAGGACCUGUUGACGGCUCACAGCUCAGAGCUUUCAGAACUCAUCAACAACCUGGAUGAAGAGGCUGCCGCAGACAUCCGGAAGGUGACCAUGCGGGCGAUACAGGCGGCUUUAGCUGAAGUCAAAACCAUCCAGCCCUCUGCCGCUCAAGCCGCGCUGACGCUCCUGCCUCCAGGAGCUAAACUCCCCUCCCUGCCGCUGGAAGCAGAGGCAGGACCACGGCAGGCCGCGGGACAGGGCCAGGAACGGCUCCAUCAGGAAGGCAAGGCGGCCCUCUGCACCCUCAGCUGCACCCGGGAGGCGCUGCGGCGAGCCAUGGAGGAAGAGCUGCAGCAGCAGAGAGAGCUGAGGACGCGCUGCAGGGAUUUCUUCAGGCGUCUUUGUCUCUCCCAGCUGAGUCUGUCAGAGGAGGACGGACUGAGGAUGAGGCUGGAGUUCCAGAAGUGUCUGUCGGUCAUCGACCGCUGCCUGGUUCUGCCUCACGCCGUCUCCAGAACCAAGCUGCACGCCGCCAUGGCAACGUGGAGGAAGAAGGGCGGAGAGCAGAUGACGGACUCCAGAAAGAAAACAGACACGUCUGAUCUGCUGCUGUUCCAGGAGAGCCUGCAGGAGAGAAUUCAGCUGUUUGAGAAGGAGAAAGAAAUGGAGACGGGUUUAAUGGAGGAGGUGCUGGAGGAGAUGCAGAAGGAGAGGUCGGCUCUCCUGCUUUCUCAGACAGACGGCCUCGCCGUUCAGAUAGCUACAAUCCACUACCAGAAGGCUGAGAGGUGCAGCAAGCUCCUGGAGACGUCCAGGGCCGCGCUCGCCCUGCAAAGCCUGCUCAUUCAGCAGCUCAGAGAGGGGAAACAGCUGGAGAAGCAGGAGCUGGCUCAGGUCAUACAGAGCCACUGUCAGGACCUACAUCUGCAGCAGGAGAAGGAUGAGCUUGUUCUGCAGUCGUGUGAGUCUGCAGCCCCAUCAAGUCAGUGCUGCCAUAAGGUCUCUGAGGGAGAGGAACGCAGUGAGGAAGAUGAAGGGUUUCAGCUGCGCUCAGACGCCACGAUGACGUCCGUCCUCCAGGAGGCGCUUCACAAGUGUGAGCAGGUUCUCACGCUGAUGGCUGAGAGGUUUCACGUCUUGAACCUCAGCGAUCAAUCUGUGGAGGAUUCCAAAGAGGGGACGGAGCUGGAGAGGCUGCGUUCCCUCUGUGACCUGGAUCUGGAGUUUGCGUCUCAGCUGCUGAAGCAGACUCGCGUAUCAGCCGCCGCCCUGCAGGAGGCGCUGCGCCUGCUCCUGCCAACGCUGCCGGAGAGCGAGCUCCUGUCGCUCGCCGACGUCCUCUGCCCCAAACACUCUGCAGAACAGGAGCAUUCUGGAUUCCCUGGAGACGUGAACGCUGUCUUCCUGGUCAAGCUGCGAGGAGAUGUGGUGCAGAAGAAUGCCAUGAGCGUGCCCGGCUGUGCCGUGGCAGCAGAGAGACUGCAGGAGCAGAGGCAGAGUCUGAUGGAAAAACUGCUCCCACCACCCAUCCUUCAGCUUCCAAAAGACGGCGAAGCUUCGCUCACUGGGGGAAAAGGAGAGCAGGACGGACCAUUGAGAACGCCGCCGCCGCCGCCACCGCCACCGCCUCCUGGUCUGAAAUCAAGCCUGUCAGAAAAGCAGCAGCAGGUGGAGCUGCCCUCAGCAGAGGAGCUGAACUCGGCUGUAGCAGAACGUCUGUUCGUCUUCCGGGAUCCCACUGAGGCGGAUCGGGCCCAGCAGAUCCCUAAGAGACCGAAAAAGAGGAAUUUCCUCAAUUUAAAGAAAAGUUCGGUGGCUCCAGCAGACUUUCCAUGACGUUAACCUGCAGAAACACCUGUACUUUCUGUCUCCUCAGUGUUUCAUGACGCUUUGCAGGAUAAUAAACCUGAAAAAAGCUUUCGUUUUUGUAAAUGUGUAAAAGCAUCCGGCUUUGUUAUGUUUAAAGGCAGCUUUGAAAUGUUCACUUAAAUUCAGGAAUUUAAAACAAAUAAAUCUUAAAUGUUUA
Molecule: messenger RNA, 4414 nt
Organism: Oryzias latipes (Japanese medaka)
Lineage: Eukaryota; Metazoa; Chordata; Actinopteri; Beloniformes; Adrianichthyidae
Product: limbin
Biological process (GO): smoothened signaling pathway
Cellular component (GO): plasma membrane protein complex; ciliary membrane
Source: RefSeq, a predicted model, not a curated record